AUGACAAUAACAGGAAAAGAUAUUGAAAUGGACUUGAAUGACAGAAUUGAAUUAUCGAGAGAAGAACAAGAUAUUCAAAAUUCAAGUAGUUCAUAUCCUCAUUGUGAAUCAUUCGACCAUAUUGUCACUAUGGAAUCCACGUAUGACUUUCAUCGUCAAAUGGGAUAUGAAGAUCUGAAACGACAUCGAGACGACUAUGACAAUGCAAGUGAGAAGAUUCUGAAAUUGAGAAAACAGUUGACGGAUUCGAGUCUUGAUUCGAAAAAGAGGAAGUGGAUUGAAGAUGAUUUGGAUUCAGUUGUCAGAAAACAGGAAAGUGCAUUAUCAAGGAUCAAAUUGGCCGAGAAGUUAACAAGAAGAGAUAUGAGAAAUGAUCCACCACCAUCAUAUCAACCAGAUGAUCCACUCAAAGAUCUUCGAAGAAAUUCCGAUGGUUUCGACAAGAAAGUGCCAAAAAACGAGAAGAAUGGAGAAGUAAAAUUCAAAUAA
Messenger RNA from Caenorhabditis remanei, 489 nucleotides. RefSeq lists its product as uncharacterized. Bases 1 to 489 code for a protein of 162 amino acids. Lineage: Eukaryota; Metazoa; Nematoda; Chromadorea; Rhabditida; Rhabditidae. The record is from RefSeq and is a predicted model, not a curated record. The transcript has a single exon.